AUGGCAGAAGCUCAAGCCCCAGUCGUCGAUGACCCAGACGUCCCUAAGGGCCGAAAGACUUUCGUACCCAUUGAGAACAACCCCGAAGUAAUGUCCGCCCUGGCUCAUAAACUUGGCCUCUCAAAUGCCCUCUCCUUCCACGACGUCUUCAGCAUCGAAGACCCCGAUCUCCUCGCCUUCGUCCCCCGCCCUGCAAACGCCCUCCUCCUCGUCUUCCCAGUCAGCAGAUCAUACGAAACCUUUCGCGUACAAGAAGACAGCGACAAGGCUGAGUACGAGGGGAAAGGUACUGGAGAGCCAGUCAUUUGGUACAAGCAGACGAUCAGGAAUGCGUGUGGGUUGAUUGGGAUCUUGCAUGCUGUCAGUAAUGGCAGCGCGAGGGUAUUCAUCGAAGGGGGUUCUGAUCUAGAGAAGCUGAUCAAUGAUGCUAUACCGUUGAACCCUGUCGAGCGAGCGGAUCUGCUAUACAACUCCCAGGCUUUGGAGAACGCCCACCAGAGAGCUGCGAGCCAAGGACAAAGCCAUGCACCGGAUGCUGAGGAAAAUGUUGAAUUGCACUACGUGUGCUUUGUCAAGGAUGAGAACAAUCACUUAUGGGAAAUGGACGGACGAAGAAAGGGACCUUUAGAUAGAGGAGUUCUGAGCCCAGAAGAAGAUGUUCUGUGUGAGAAAGCUUUGGACUUGGGGGUCCGGAAGUUCUUGAACAGAGAAGCAGAGGUCGGCGAGGGAGAGAUGAGGUUCAGUCUGGUAACUUUAGCUCCCAGCCUGGAUUGA
This is a messenger RNA of Drepanopeziza brunnea f. sp. 'multigermtubi' MB_m1, 774 nucleotides long. RefSeq lists its product as uncharacterized. The record is from RefSeq and is a predicted model, not a curated record. Gene Ontology annotation, cellular component: cytoplasm. Gene Ontology annotation, biological process: protein deubiquitination; ubiquitin-dependent protein catabolic process. NCBI's taxonomy places the organism in Eukaryota, Fungi, Ascomycota, Leotiomycetes, Helotiales, Drepanopezizaceae. Gene Ontology annotation, molecular function: cysteine-type deubiquitinase activity.